Molecule: messenger RNA, 1552 nt
Organism: Rhipicephalus sanguineus (brown dog tick)
Lineage: Eukaryota; Metazoa; Arthropoda; Arachnida; Ixodida; Ixodidae
Exons: 2
Coding region: 896-1552 (218 amino acids)
Source: RefSeq, a predicted model, not a curated record
AGGGACCAUUUGCAGAAAGGAGUUGCGCCGAUGACACACGGCACUGGACUACUUCUUUAGGUGGUUCCUCAGAAGAACGCUGCGGAAAAAAUGGCGCUGUUUGUGGAAGCAGCAAGAUUGCAAAUAUUAAAAAGAAUCUGCGCAUGUACAUCACAUUCAGCGAUGCCGGAGCAUAAAAAACAUUUUUUAUUGUCUGAUGGCUUAUAAUGUGAAUAUGCGUAAUUUUCCUUAGCUUUUUUGCGCUUUUAGCAGCAACCUAAAUUCGUCUGGCAACUCUGAACAGUCGGUGGUUUGUUGUUCUUGUUUUUUGCCGUGCUUUUUACAUGACUGCGUCUAGCUGGGUCAGUGACGGCGUGCCGCGUUUCAUCGUGGUCCUGCGAUGGAUCAGCGGAGAGAAAGAGAUAAAGCAAUAGUUGAGUUGGGCCUGACACUUGUCGCCCUCGGCGCCAUCGAAGAUGAGCUAAACGCUGCGAAGGCAAGAGUGAUGAGCCUCAAACAAAGACUCGUCAUGAACAGCUUCAUUUUGAGUGCUUCCGCACAGUCCCCUCGAGCCAUCAACCGCGAAAGGUGGGCCUAUGUGCGCAACGAACGCUGGUUCGAAGACACAUUGCCGUUAUUAGGCGACGGCCACUUUAAGCAGUGUUUCCGAGUGAGCCCAGCCACCUUCCGUUUCCUUGUGGACAGCCUACGCCCUUCGCUAGAGAGGGUCACAACUAAUAUGCGCGAGUGCAUUGCGGUUGAAAAGGUGGUGGCCAUCGGCUUAUUCAAACUGUGCUCCGUGGCAGACGACCGAGUCGUGGCCAGCGUUUUCGGUGUCGGGCGAUCGACGGUGAACGGCAUUUACAAGGAGUUUUGCGAAGCCAUCGUUUCUGUCUAGGAAAGCGACUGGAUCAAGAUGCCGAGUCCAUCUGAGAUGGCCGAACACAUUCGGGAAUUCAUGGCCGUCAGUGACAUUCCACAAGCUGUAGGAGCCCUCGACGGCUGCCACUUCCCAGUUUCGCCGCCACAAGAACAUGCCAUUGAUUAUUACAACUACAAGGGGUGGUACAGCAUUAUUCUUCUGGCUCUUGUAGACCACAAGUACCGUUUCAGCUUUAUAAAUGUUGGUGCCCCUGGAAGAUGCCACGACUCUCAUGUGUAUCAAAUGUCGAGCCUCUACGGCACGAUUGAGGAACCACUUUUCAAGGCUCCGGUUGUUAGAAUAGGAGGCGUUGUCGUGCCACCUCUGGUGCUCUGUGAACAUGCCUUCCCACUUACACCUAACCUCAUCGAGCCAUUUGGACACAACACCCCACUUAGUGCAGAGCAGAAAAAUUUCAAUUACCACAUCAGCAGAGUGAGACGUGUAGUGGAAGACGCCUUUGGAAGACUUAAGGCAAUAUUUCGCUUCAGGUCGAAGAGAAUGGAAUGCGACAUUGCAAAUGCUCGCCUCGUGAUUCGCGCAUGCUGCGUGCUCAACAACAUUUGUGAGCAUUUCAGUGAUGCUGUUCAGCUUCAGCGGCUCAAGGAAGUUCAACAGUCCGACUCCCAACUGCCGCCAACCAGAACGUAG